Cucurbita pepo subsp. pepo (vegetable marrow) is the source of this 1770-nucleotide messenger RNA. NCBI's taxonomy places the organism in Eukaryota, Viridiplantae, Streptophyta, Magnoliopsida, Cucurbitales, Cucurbitaceae. The record is from RefSeq and is a predicted model, not a curated record.
AUGAGUAUUCUCCCAGAAACAACUCAUGAAAAGACCCUCUCAGAUGCCUGGGACUACACCGGCAAGCCAGCCAUUAAGGCCAAAACCGGGGGCUGGGUCGCGGCCGCCAUGAUUCUAGGGCCAGAAGGGGUUGAGAGGCUUACAACGCUGGGAAUUGCAGUCAAUUUGGUCACUUAUUUGACUGAAACAAUGCAUCUAGGCAAUGCUACCGCCGCCAACAAUGUCACCAACUUCCUCGGAACCUCCUUCAUGCUAUGUCUCUUCGGUGGCUUUGUCGCCGACACUUUUCUCGGACGGUAUCUGACAAUUUCCAUCUUCGCAACGGUUCAAGCAAUUGGUGUAACUCUCUUAACCAUCUCCACCAUAAUUCCAAGUCUCCGGCCGCCAAAAUGUUCACCGGGGCUCUCACCAACCCCAUGCAUUCCGGCGGACAGCAAGCAGCUGGCAAUUCUCCACACAGCACUAUACUUAACGGCACUCGGCACCGGUGGCUUGAAAUCGAGCGUUUCGGGGUUCGGUUCCGAUCAAUUCGACGAAACGGAUAAGGAGGAGAGAGCGAAAACGGCGGUUUUCUUCAAUUGGUUCUUCUUCUUGAUAAGCAUUGGAUCACUUGGAGCUGUGACAAUUCUUGUUUACAUUCAAGAUAAUUGGGGCAGGCAAUGGGGAUAUGGGAUAUGUGCUUGUGCCAUUGUGUUGGGAUUGGUUGUGUUCCUGUCCGGGACUCGACGAUACCGGUUUAAAAAAUUGGUCGGUAGCCCGUUGACACAAAUCGCUGCCGUGUUCGUUGCAGCAUGGAGGAAGAGGAGGAUGGAUUUGCCCUCGGAUCCAUCGGCGUUGUACCAAAUCGAAGACGCCGUCGAUGGAGCUGGGAAGAAGAAGCAGAAGUUGCCCCGCAGCAAGCAGUUCAGGUUUUUGGAUAAGGCAGCAAUCAAGGAUGAAGAAAUAGUUGGGAAUGUAGUGAACAAGUGGAAUUUAUCAACCCUAACAGACAUUGAGGAAGUUAAAUUAGUGCUUAGAAUGUUACCAAUUUGGGCAACCACCAUUAUUUUCUGGACAGUCUAUGCUCAAAUGACAACAUUCUCUGUCUCCCAAGCCACUACUAUGAACCGACACAUUGGAAAAUCCUUUCAAAUUCCGGCAGCCUCCCUCACUGCCUUCUUCGUUGCUAGCAUCCUCGUAACCGUCCCGAUCUACGACCGACUCAUCGUCCCGAUAGCAUCGAGAAUUUUGAAGAAUCCACAAGGGCUAACCCCACUGCAACGAGUUGGGGUCGGGUUGGUUCUAUCGAUAAUUGCCAUGGUCGCCGCCGCGCUUACCGAAAUCAAGCGAUUGAGGGUGGUGGAGGAAAAUGGAUUGGUGUUCAAGCCAAUGGCUGAGGUGCCAAUGAGUGUGUUUUGGCUUUGUCCACAGUUCUUAAUUGUGGGAGCAGGCGAGGCGUUGACGUACAUGGGGCAAUUGGAUUUUUUCUUAAGAGAGUGCCCUAAAGGGAUGAAGACAAUGAGCACAGGGCUGUUCUUGAGCACACUUGCUUUAGGGUUCUUCUUUAGCUCAUUAUUGGUUACAAUAGUGGGAAAAGUGACUGAAAAUGGGCAUCCAUGGAUUCCGGACAAUCUCAAUGAAGGGAAGCUUUAUGAUUUCUAUUGGCUGUUGGCGAUCUUAAGUGUGUUGAAUUUGGCGGUGUUCUUGAUUUGUGCUAAGUGGUACGNGAAUANCGUGUACAAGGAGAAGAGGUUGGCUGAUGAGGGCAUUGAAUUGGAGGACUCGGAUUGA